This is a messenger RNA of Ostrea edulis (European flat oyster), 5168 nucleotides long. RefSeq lists its product as uncharacterized. The coding region runs from base 176 to 2920 and encodes 914 amino acids. Lineage: Eukaryota; Metazoa; Mollusca; Bivalvia; Ostreida; Ostreidae. Gene Ontology annotation, cellular component: nucleus. The transcript is spliced from 3 exons. The record is from RefSeq and is a predicted model, not a curated record.
UUAUCCGCCAUGUUAUUUGUGCACGGAAUGGGCGAGACCAUUUAUCAUUGUUGAAUUGCUUGCAGAGAGACACUAUGAAGACAAUGGGUUUAUGAUCUCAUGAAUCACCAUUCUCUCGUGCCAAUGUGACGUCACUCAAGCUAGCUUUCAGCCGAAGAUGAAACAUUAGUUGGAGAUGGAGGGUGAAAGUAGUCAUGCACUGAAGAUACCAGAGACGAUCCACUCCGGGGAUGAAGAAUUUGUCAUAGAAAUCAACUCCGACUAUAGUGAUGAAGAAACAGAUGACGAUAAUGAAAAGAGAAAUGAAUGGGAAAUGGGCCACUAUGAUGAGACAGAUUCUGUGGAACAGUGCACUGAUCAGAAACAUCUUACAAAUGAAAAUCAAAGAGAUCUACAACCAACCAAGACUGCCAAAGUAGCCAGUCCACUGAAGAUCGGAAGAGACCUUGAUGGCAAGGUGAAUUUCAUUGGUUUGGAAUCUUUCGAUAGUGAACUAAAUUCUGAUCACAUGGAAAAUGACAUGCCUUCAGGACUUGAAAAUAUUAAAAUCAUUAACGUUUGCACUCUAGCCAAUGAUUUCGAACAAGAUACAUUAGGGAACCCGAGAAUGGAGAGCUCCAACUCUGAACAGUAUAUGAAUACUGAAGGUGACCUUCAAGAUCCUGAUAUGCCUUCAAGAUCAUCAAACAUGAUUAUUAUUAAUGAACAACAUUCACAAAGCACUCUGUCCAUGAUGCUUGUAUGCAAAUUUUGUCAUCAGCUGUUUCCUACGCAUGAAGCAUUACAUUGUCAUACCAAACAGCAUAUAGAAAACAAAGAUGAACAUUCUGUAGAGAAACAUUUUUUCCAAAAAGUACCAGAUGAAGAAUUGCAGAAGAUAAAUGUAAAGGAAGGGGACAAAGAGGGAGACAGAUCACACCAAGGGAACAAAUAUACUGCUAAAAAAAGGAAAAGUACUGAAAAUGACAGUGGUGAGCGAAAAUCAAUGAGAACGAAGAAAAAGGAAAGACGUGGACUGGUUGAUGAGGAGAAUAAAUGUGAGAAGUGUGGCAAGAUUUUCAUGAAAGAUUAUCAAUACAAAUCACACACUUCAUUCUGCAAAGGGAAAAUAACUCAGAUGGCUACAUGCUUUGAAUGUAACAAAAUGAUUCCAGCUCAUAAAGAGUAUGAACAUGCUCUAAAAUACCACGAUAUAGUUUGUCCAAUAUGUGGUGUAAAUCAGAUGAAAGAAUCUAAACUUAGAAACCACAUGAAGUUCAUGCACAAGAUUUUUAAUUAUGGAAAGGAUACACAAAAAUCUGACAUUCAGAAUCAGAUUUGUGUUGUGGAGCAAGUUUAUUACAAAACGUGUCAUUCUUGUGGUAAAGUGUGUGGAUCUUAUGAAGAAUUUAAGGAACACAGAAAAGAGCACAAAACUAUGAAACAUAUAGAGACUGCAGCCACUACAGAAAAAACCAAAGAGGAGGAAAACAAAACUCAAAAAGAUCCGGAGGGGACUGCAUCAGUGAAGCCAAAGAAGGAAACACCAAAUCAGUCCUCCACCGUAAAGUGUGAAAAUUGUGAUAAGGAGUUUUCCUCCCUCUAUCAAUUAGAGAGCCACCUAAAGAGAUGCUCUGCCAAAGCUGUAAAAGUGACACUGUGUGAUGUAUGUGAACUGCUGGUGCCUUAUGACGAACAUAAAGCGCAUGUCAAAUCUCAUGAAAUUAUAUGUGAUAUGUGUGGAAAGGUUUGCUUGGGAGAAAAACGUUUUAAAUGGCACACUAUUCAUUGUCCAGCGAAACAGAAUAUGGCAAAAGUUGUUAAAGAAGAAAGUGUGAUGAAAACUGAAACUGAAAGACCUCAAAAAACUUUUUCAAACAAGAACAAUUGGCAAAUAAAGAAAACAUGGAGAUCAAUUCAGUUGACCAGAAAUUUGAAGCGAAAAUUAACUCAAAAACAAAAGUUAUUUUUGGAAAAAGAAAUGGGAAUAGAUCCUAAAACAUGGGAUGAAAGCAAUGUUGUAAGUAGUGAAUUAUUAGAUGAGAUGAUAAAAAGAGGAAUCCAACAGCAGAACAGUGAGAGUGAUAAGCAUGAUAAGGCAGUCGAAACAGCAGCAGUUAAUGAAGAAAGGGAAAAUUCUCCAAUCAGUAGCAAAUUAGUCUCAGAAAAUUGUGAAGAGGACGAAGUUAUUGCCAAGUUUGAUCGAGACGCCCACCAAGACAAAGCAAGCACUGAGGAUUUAAGUAAUAGCAAGAAUGAUGGCUCUCCUGGGAAAUAUGACAGUCAGAUUCCUCUGGCAGCAGGUUCUGUGGAAUGUAAGACUAGAAAAAAUGGAAGAAGGAUUUUGGGAAGAAGAAAUCUCCUAGGGCGAAGUAGAAGAAGAAAGAUGGAAAGGAAACGGAAAACAGAUCAAAAGCAGGAGGAUAUUGUUUCCCUGGCUCUUGCUGUUGUGGAGAGAAAGUGUGAAGAAGUUCAUGCAAAUAUUUCUGGAGCAGCAGAUACACCUUUUCAAGAUUCAGUAGAAAAUUCCAGAAAUACACUUUGGAUAGAACCUGCUUCAAGUUCUCAGUUCAUGGCUCCUAAAAUUUCCCAAGACAGAACAGAAGCAGAAUCUGAUUUUGAUGAAGAGAUUCUUAUGGAAAGUUCAGAAAAACAUAAAAUUCCAACUUCCGAGCCAAUAGUAAAUUCUGCGAUAUUAAAUUUUAAUGGGAUGGAAAAGUCUUGUCUGGAUGACUGGCUUACUCAGACUUUGUCGAGUGACAAUGCCCAAAUCUGGAUUUGUCGACAUUGUGGAAAGCAGUUGAGCACUAGAGAAGAGGGCUUUCAUCACAUGAUUAGAUGCCAUCCAACCAACAAGACUACUAAGGAAAUUGUAAAGGAAAUGAAGAUGAUAAGGUGGAAGAUGCUUUCGAGAUCAGAAACAGAUGCUGUGCGUGAAUAGGAUUUAUUCUGUUAUGAAAUAUGUAUAUUAUGUAUAGAUGUGUUGUCAAGUCACCAGUGUAUGAACACGGAUUAAGAUGACCUCUUAUGAUAGGUGUCCAUCAGUUUUCAGAUGUGCAUGUCCCAUUCAUUAUGAGUGUUUUUGGUCCCUAUCCUUUAGGUUCUUAGAGGUGGGGGGAAAACCUAAAAUAAAGUUUGAUCUUUAAAAAUCCUUUCCUUUGAACUGAAGAUAAAUAAAAUUGCAUUUAAAUUGGAUACAUAUCAUGUAGUAUGUAUAGUAUUUAGCAUGGAAGCCUCUACAAAUGUUAAUCUUAAUUAGAAAAUUGGGUUGGAAUUGGGUUCAGAAGCCAAGGGUUUAGCUAAGUGGAUCGUAUGUUCAUGCUGUUGAAAUUUUAUGAAUAUUGUUUUCUGUACUUUUAAAACUGAUUGCAUACAAUGUAUAAUUUACAAUAAGUUUGGCUUCUCUACCAAGAUUGUGAAAGUCGUGAUUUUCUGGUCAAAGGUUCAUGCCCCAUGCCAUGUCUAUUACAUAUAAUUCAUAUACAUAAAAUGCUUUACAGUGGACAGCCUUAGAAAUCUUUACUUUUGAUGAUUUAUCAUAUAAUUUUGGUGCAUAGUUAUGAUAAUUUGAAGACCAAUACCAAAUUUUUUAAUUCGUGACUCCCACGUCUUGAGUUUAGGCCCCAAGGUGAAGCUGUGUAACUUAUGAUUGAACUACAUUGAACAUCUUUUAUAGACUGGGUGCAUAGCUAUACAAGUAAUGCCUGCAAACAAAUGGUUGGUGUGUGUACAUGAAUUGCAAUGAUAUGACCCUGAACAAAGGUCAUUUGAAACAGUUCAAGGUUCUUAAGAUGAAAAACGAGAAAGAACUGUCGGGGUCACAAAGAAUUGUUAGAGCCACAACUUUGUAACAGAGAGACAUCAGAAAUACAUACCUGGAAUGUGGAAUAAGAUUGCUAAUGAUCAGACAGUGUUUAAUGAUCCUAAACCAAGGUUAUUUAGCCAAGGUCACAGGUUAAAAGAAACUAGCUAAAAUAAGUUAACCAUAGUCUGUGAGGAAGCUAAAAUAAAUAAUGUGUAAUGUGUGAGAUUAAAAUGAGUUCAUAUACAUACAGUGUAUGUAUAAUCAUUUACCAUAAUUUGUGUUUAGCUAAUCUGAGCUAAAAGUUCAAAUGAGUUUCCUGAAGUUUUAUCCAGGCACAAUUAUAUAUUUGUUGUAAAUUUGAGAAGUUUUACAUCUCGGGAACUGCUUGACUAUUUUAAUUAGAAUUGAUCUGAAAUCUUUAUGGAUUAGGAAAAAGCUUUUUGAAUUUUGUGGUUCUUUCCCAUUGGUUUUGGACCAAAACUUUGAAGAAUAGUUCAAUGUUUGAAGAAUGUUUGUUUUCCUAAUCCUUUGUAUUUAACAGAAUAUUUGUGUAAAGAUGAAAAGUGAAACAUGUAUCAAAAUAAUGAAAUUCAUGGCCAUUGGUUCAGGACUCUGGGAAUUAUAGGGGCAUGGAGAAGAUUUUGGGACACUUUUUUUCCAGAUAUUUAAUUGAUAACAUGAUGCUAUUUGAUUUGUGUAAAACAGCAACAAAUUCAAAUUUCAAAAUCUGACGCAAAGAUGUAUUUGAGAAAUCUAAACUUCAUUUUCAAAACAAGGCAUGAACCCUGUUUAUGUUUACAUGUCACGUGAUUCAACGGUGAACUUUGGCGACACGCUAAAGUUGACAGGCUUUUAUAACGAAAAUUUUCUUUUCUUUUUUUUGUGCUUGCUCCCUAAAUUGAUUUAUCAUUAAUUAGCAUACAAGUAUAUCAAAUGUUGAAUGCUUAAUUUUGACAUACUUUUUAGAAAUCUUGAGUAUUCUCACUUUCACACAUGGUUUCCUGGCUAUGACAAGCAUAUUGACAAUUAAACACUAUUUUUGGAGCUGGUUUUUAUGUAAAUUAUACAAAGAUAUAUCCCAUGUGAAAAUAUUUUUAAUCCACUUAUAAAUAUUUUUAAAAGACCCUUUAUAUUUUUAUAACUGCAAAAAAAACCCUGUCAAUGUCAAUCUAUCAAAAAUCGUGUCCAUGCCCCUUUAAGCCCCAUGGUAGGGUUUUGUGAAUCAUCUGGUCAAAAGAUUGUGCAUGUGUUGUAUUCAAACUUGCUUACUGUGUUUUCAUGGGCAUCAAAUUUUGUGGAUUUGUCGAAGAAUAGUUUUGUUAAUAAAUAAUUUCAUAGAGAGUACAUUGCUAUAUGUGCUUGCUUUAUGAGCAAAUGUUUUUAA